ACGUCGAAUUCGUUGAGACGGUCCUAUCUUAUCUAUUAAAUACAUCUGUGAACCAUUCUUCUCUCAUUGAACAGAUAUCACGAUAACGCGUUAAAGCAUACUCCCGUUGUUUAAAUAAAUUGCUUUCACAUAUCGUCUUAUCUCUACGUUUGUGUUUUUCAUUCGUGUGGUUUCACCAACAGAAAUCGAGGGGGACUAUUUCGCGUUGGCGUAGAGCGUAGAAAGGCAUCGCAGUGCGCAGACGAACUGACGCACGGCGAUUGUUGUGACAGAAGUGGAGAAGAGUAUCGUAUCGUCGUAUUUCCAGUUCGAAAUAUCAGCAGAAAACCGUGUGAAUCGAUUGGAAAGACAGGCUAUCGGGAAGCGGAGGAGAAGAACGAGUUCAUGAAAUUGCACGGCUCGUGCAAUUGAACGAGAACAAUGAAGUUUCAUUACAAGGAGAAACACUCCUUUGAAAAAAGGAAGGUCGAGGGUGAAAAGAUUCGACGAAAAUAUCCCGAUAGGGUCCCUGUAAUUGUUGAGAAAGCUCCGAAAGCUAAAAUUAGUGAUUUGGACAAACAAAAGUAUCUAGUACCAUCUGAUUUGUCUGUGGGACAGUUUUACUUUUUAAUCCGUAAACGAAUUAAUCUUCGUCCAGAAGAUGCUCUCUUCUUCUUUGUGAACAACAUCAUUCCUCCGACAAGUGCUAAUAUGGGAUCUCUCUAUGCGGAGCAUCAUGAAGAAGAUUUCUUCCUGUACAUAGCAUACAGUGAUGAAAAUGUGUAUGGACACUAAAUUACAAAA
Molecule: messenger RNA, 783 nt
Organism: Habropoda laboriosa
Lineage: Eukaryota; Metazoa; Arthropoda; Insecta; Hymenoptera; Apidae
Gene: Atg8a
Product: gamma-aminobutyric acid receptor-associated protein
Exons: 3
Coding region: 421-774 (117 amino acids)
Biological process (GO): autophagy of mitochondrion; autophagosome assembly; cellular response to nitrogen starvation
Cellular component (GO): cytosol; autophagosome; autophagosome membrane
Molecular function (GO): ubiquitin protein ligase binding; GABA receptor binding
Source: RefSeq, a predicted model, not a curated record